UGGAAAAAAAUGAGAAAGGAGGGAUGAUCUGUAAUUUUGUUGUUGGGUGAGUGUGUCGAUUGGAUUGGAGGCGGAGACAAUCAAGGUGCAAACCAAGGGAUUCAUCAAUUCUGUUCUUCAGAUGGUUUGGCGGUGCUGUUGAAUUCUGCAAUGGCAUCGGCAGCGCCUAAUGUCGAUCUAUUCGAUGCUUAUUUUCGACGCGCCGAUUUGGAUCGCGACGGCCGUAUCAGCGGUGCCGAGGCCGUCUCCUUCUUCCAAGGCUCCGGUUUGCCCAAGCAGGUCCUUGCGCAGAUUUGGGCAUUUGCAAACCAAAGCCAAAGUGGCUUCCUUGGCCGGGCAGAGUUUUACAAUGCCCUCAAACUUGUUACUGUGGCACAAAGUAAGCGGGAACUAACCCCUGAAAUGGUAAAAGCAGCAUUGUAUGGCCCGGCUGCAUCUAAGAUUCCUGCUCCUCAAAUUAAUUUCAGUGCCACAGUUGCACCCCCUGUAUCUGCACCUGCUCCUGCUCCUGCUCCACAGGCGGGUCCUGUUAAUCCUUUGCCCCACCAAAAUCUUGGACCAAGGGGGGCAGUUCCAAAUCUCAGCGUUAACCAACAAAACCUUCCUUCUCUGGGUAAUCAGUUAUUGAGGCCUCCAGCUUCUAAUCUACGACCUGGUGUUGUUGCCCCUCAAGGAAUGGCUGUUGGUGGAGCACGCCCUGAAAUCCUUAACGUAUCAGGUUAUGGGUCCGCUGGCAAGAUGGGUGAAGCUCCAGAAGUAACUUCCUCUCCGAUAGCAGUCAGAGGAAUUAGUCUCCCAGCUACGCAGGAGGGGUUUGGGUUUGCAACUUCUGGAUCAAAUGCGGUACGGCCACCUGGCCAAUAUCCUGCCUCCAGCAUAAAGCCGUCAGAUCAAAUCGUUAAGGAUUCUAAACCAGUCAGUACUUCUGUUAAUGGUAAUGCCCCUGAUUCAUUUUUCGGAGGUGAUUCAUUCUCAGCCAGUUCAUUUCAGCCCAAGCAAGUUAUUUCUCCACAAGGAUAUUCUUCUGGCAGUUCAAUGCUUUCUUCAGCUAUUGUUCCUGUAUCCGAAGGAAACCAGCCUUCUAUUAGGACUACUACCCCUGAUUCUUUGCAGGGCUCACUUGUAACCCAUCCUGUUGGUGCUCAGCUUCAGAAAGCCCAGCCUAUGAGUGGUCAGCAUCAGCAAGCCCAGCCUGUUCGUGCUCAGCUUCAGCAAGCGCUGCCUGUUGGUGCUCAGCUUCAGCAAGCCCAGCCUGUUGGUUCUCAGCUUCAGCAAGCCCAGCCUGUGGUAAAACAGGACCAGCAUGUUCCAGUCCAAACACGUAAUAUGAUGAAUUCAUCUGGACUUCCUGGGAGAUUGCAGGAUUCUGCAUCUAGUCAGCCACCGUCUCCAUGGCCAAAGAUGGCACAAACCGAUGUUCAGAAAUAUAUGAAAGUAUUCAUGGAAGUAGACACAGAUAGAGAUGGGAAAAUCACUGGGGAACAAGCAAGGAACCUGUUUCUUAGUUGGAGGUUGCCAAGAGAGGUUUUAAAGCAGGUCUGGGACUUAUCCGAUCAAGAUAAUGAUAGCAUGCUUUCUCUCAGGGAGUUUUGUAUUGCGUUGUACCUAAUGGAGCGACACAGAGAAGGACGUGUUCUUCCAGCAGUACUUCCUAGUAAUAUCAUGGUUGAUUUACCACCUAGUGGUCAACCUGCUGCUCCCUACAGUGCUGUACCUUGGGGAAAUCCGUCAGGUUUUCAACAACAAGGGAUGACUGGUUCUGGGGCUCGACAAGUGAAUCCUGCUGCUGGUCGGCCGCCAAGGCCAGCUGCUGUCUCUCAGUCUGAUGAAGCACCUCAGAACAAACCACAGAAAUCUAGAAUUCCAGUCUUGGAGAAGCACCUCAUAAAUCAGCUAAGUUCAGAUGAGCAAAAUUCAAUUAAUUCAAAGUUUCAAGAAGCAACAGAAGCUGAUAAAAAGGUGGAAGAACUUGAAAAAGAAAUUGCAGAGUCCAAAGAGAAAAUAGAUUUCUGCCGUGCAAAAAUGCAAGAACUUGUUCUAUACAAAAGCAGAUGUGACAAUCGGCUUAAUGAGGUCAUAGAAAGAAUAUCAGCUGAUAAACAUGAGGUUGAGAUUCUAGCAAAGAAAUAUGAAGAUAAAUACAAGCAAGUAGGAGAUUUAUCAUCCAAGUUAACUACUGAGGAAGCCACAUUUCGUGACAUACAGGAGAAAAAAAUUGAAUUGUAUCAAGCAAUUGUAAAGAUGGAACAGGAUGAAAAAGGCGAUGAAACUCUGCAGGCUCGUGUUGAUCGUAUUCAAACGGACCUUGAUGAGCUGGUGAAAUCUCUUAAUGAGCGGUGCAAGAAGUAUGGAUUACGUGCUAAGCCCACAACAUUACUGGAGCUACCCUUUGGCUGGCAACCCGGAAUCCAAGAAGGAGCUGCUGACUGGGAUGAAGAUUGGGAUAAGCUUGAAGAUAAAGAAUAUGUUUUUGUCAAAGAACUCACUCUUGAUGUCCAAAACACUAUAGCUCCUCCAAAGCAAAAGUUGCCAAAAGCUGUGAACACAGAAGCUGUUAACACAGAAGCUGCGAACACAGAAGCUGCAAACACAAAAGCUGUGAACACAGAAGCUGUGAACAUUGACAGUCCUACAUUUGCAGCUUCUCCUAGGAGUGAUGACAAGUCAGAAAAGCCACAGACUACCAAUGAACAAGUUGGCAAUGGAUCUGUUUAUAAUAAAAGUGAAGAUGGGUCUGCAAAAAGUGCUCCCAGUAGUCCAUUUGCAGGCAGUGCUAUUGGAAGCCCACAUGGGGACUUUUCUGAUUCUGACUUUAGAAAAACUACUGGUGAAGAUAGCUCACCCCGUGAUCAUACCAUACAAGAACCCCAAAGUGAUCGUGGUGGUGUCAAGUCUGUGUUUUCUGGAGACAAAAAUUUUGAUGAACCAAAUUGGGGAACCUUUGACGCUAAUGAUGAUAUUGAUUCAGUUUGGGGAUUCAAUGCCAAUAGCACCACAAAGGAGGAGAGAGAUUUUGAGGGAGCUGGAGACAACUAUUUCUUUGAUUCUGGCGAACUGGGCUUAAAUCCCAUCAAAACAGGUUCACCACGGGUUGGUGAUCCCUUCCAGAGGAACAGUGGGUUCAGUUUUGAUGAUUCUGUUCCAAGCACGCCACUUUUCAACUCAAGUAGCUCUCCGCAAAGGCCAAAAGAGUGGUUGGAAAAUGCUUUUGACUUCUCAAGAUUUGAUUCUUUCAGAACACAUGAUAGUGUAUCUCUGCCUGCUCGGGGGGAGGCAACAGAACACUUUGAUUCAGUACGCAACAGUGUGGAUUUUGAUCAUGUUCAUGGAUUUCCAGCAUUUGAUGACUCCGAUCCCUUCGGCUCUGGGCCGUUUAGGACUUCAACGGAUAGUCAAACUCCCAGAAGAGAAUCUGAUAGUUGGAGUGCAUUUUAGCUUAGCAAUUUCACACAAUGCAUUAUUUGUAGUUUUGGUGGAGUGGACCUGUUAUAAUGUGUAAUGUAUUUCUUUAUUUUAUCCUGUGUAUUCCUUGUUCCUCACUUUUCUUUUUUUUGGGGGGAAGGGCGCGGCAUUGUCUCCACUCCAGCAAUCUCACUUCCCUUGAUUGAAACUGAAGGCCUGUCUAUAUUUUUGGUUUGUUGGUUGAUACUUUUCCAUACUCCUCCUGCACAAGAGAUUGUGGUAUUGAUGACUAUCUCAUUUGAGUGAUGUUUACUCACCGGAAUUUUAUUAUGAUUCUUUUUUCAUUUGUGAAGUAUAACUGGAACCUAAUUUGUCCAAUUAAAUUUAGAGAAAUGUAAACAGAAUACUUUAUCACAA
This is a messenger RNA of Vigna unguiculata (cowpea), 3819 nucleotides long. RefSeq lists its product as uncharacterized. The record is from RefSeq and is a predicted model, not a curated record. NCBI's taxonomy places the organism in Eukaryota, Viridiplantae, Streptophyta, Magnoliopsida, Fabales, Fabaceae. Gene Ontology annotation, cellular component: plasma membrane; cytoplasm; nucleus. Gene Ontology annotation, molecular function: calcium ion binding; protein binding. Gene Ontology annotation, biological process: endocytosis; endosomal transport.